CACACACACACACACACACACACACACACACACACACAACCUCCCCCUCUCCCCCCACACUCUUAAAAAAACUAAAUCUGAAGUUGUAGGACAUUAUAAAGAGAUACAACAUAAAGAUAAACAGCAAUAACAACAAAACAACAACAACAACAACGGCGCUUCAGUAACAUAUGAAAAAAAAUAGGUCACCACUCACACGUCUCUAACAUCCCUCACAAACAACAACAAUAACAACAAUAACAACAAUAACAACGAACCCAACAGUAACAACAACGAUUUAGUAAGAUCACACACAGGGGCAAAAAAGGGAGUCACACGGCAAACAAGGUCGAUUGCAAGUAUCAUGGCAGGUAAACACGCUUGAAGGACUUAAUAUACACACAUCUUCGUAUUCCUGGGCGUAGAUGGUGCCGGUGUGGCCUCGCGUGGCGGUGUGGUUGGCGGUGUGGCUGGCGGCUGCGGCGGUGGUGGUGGUGGCGGAAGCGGCGGCAGAGGCGGCGGCAGAGGCAAAGGCGGAGGCGAAACCAGAAGCGGAGGCGAAGGCGGAGGCGAAGGCGAUCUACCCCACGCCUUGCUACCCAGAGACCAUCUACAAGACCCACUACAUCACCCAGGUCCAGCAGAUCCCGGUCUACUCCACGAUCUACAAGCAACAGUACGUCUCCAAAACCUACUACAAGACGCAGUACCACACGCAGUACCAGACGCAGUACCAGACGCAGUACAUCCCCAAGUACAUCACGGAGACGGUGUACAAAACGGACAUCCAGUACGUCACCAACUACGAGACGCUCUACCACACCAUCUACCACACCCAGUACUCAACCCACGUCAACCUGAUCCCCAAGUACAUCACGCAGACGCAGUACCACACGCAGUACGUCACCACCAGACAGUACCAGCCCGUGUACAAGACUGUUUACAAGCCGGAGUACGUGACGAAGAACCAGGUGCUGUACCAUACGAUCUACCAGACCCAGUACGUGCCCCAGUACCACACCAUCACCAAGGCCUAUAAAACCUACAAGACGGUGUGCCCCAAGCCUGCCUACGGGUUUUAAGUCAUCACCACCGCCACCACCAACACCACCACCUAUACCACACUGACAACCAAUACCACCGCGAGGAGUAUCAACUUCACACCAUCACCACCAACACCACCACCAACACCACAUAACAACACCACCACGAAUAGGUCCUAACUUACCACCACUAACAGGAACAGCGACUAUGACAACACCACCACGAAAGGGUAUCAACACAGGAACACCACCACCAACAUCAACAACACAAACAUCAAACAACACAUCAUCUACAACACAACCAACAUCAUCACCACUGACACCACCACCACCACCACCACCACCACUCGCUUCUCCUCUCCCCCUCCCCUUCCCCCCCAGCUGCUGCAUCCUCCUUCCCUUCCCUUCCCUUCCUUUCCCACGGUCUGAUGAUAUUUUUGUAAAGCGUGCGAUCAACUUAACUUAAUAAACGGUAUG
This is a messenger RNA of Eriocheir sinensis (Chinese mitten crab), 1499 nucleotides long. RefSeq lists its product as uncharacterized. The record is from RefSeq and is a predicted model, not a curated record. Bases 405 to 1061 code for a protein of 218 amino acids. Lineage: Eukaryota; Metazoa; Arthropoda; Malacostraca; Decapoda; Varunidae. The transcript has 2 exons.